This is a messenger RNA of Schistocerca piceifrons (Central American locust), 5831 nucleotides long. RefSeq names its product secretion-regulating guanine nucleotide exchange factor. NCBI's taxonomy places the organism in Eukaryota, Metazoa, Arthropoda, Insecta, Orthoptera, Acrididae. The coding region runs from base 81 to 1199 and encodes 372 amino acids. Gene Ontology annotation, cellular component: cytoplasm. The record is from RefSeq and is a predicted model, not a curated record. The transcript is spliced from 6 exons. Gene Ontology annotation, molecular function: guanyl-nucleotide exchange factor activity.
AGUACAUCUCUGGUCGCAAUGUGCACAAGCUGUUGUUUUACUGAUUACAAACAUAGUGUCAUGAGUUCAUAGAAGGCAAAAUGAAGUUACUUGCUUGGGGUGCAAAUACAUAUGGUCAGCUUGGAGUUGGUUAUAAAUCUGAGCUUUGUGCUGAACCUGUUGAAGUGAGAGCUCCAACAAUUGACCCAAAGUUGCUUACAAGACUUUGUGGAGGAGGAGGCCAUACACUCAUUUUGGAUAAAAAUGGAAACAUUUAUUCCUGUGGCUGGAAUAACAAAGGCCAAUUAGGUCGGUCUGUGGAAGAACAAGCAACAUCUUUUGAACAUAUAGCAGCUCUUUCAGGGCAUCACAUCAUUGAUAUCAGUUGUGGCUGGGAAACAAGUUUUGCUCUGACAAGGGAUGGGAAAUUAUUUGGUUGGGGCUCCAAUGUCUAUGGACAACUGUCUCUGCCAAGGGAUCAGGUUACAUUCAGUGCCUCACCUCUCCAGUUGACAGACCAUAAAGUGAAACAACUUUCAUCUGGUCUAAGACACACAGCAGUUGUCACUGAACAGGGUGAUGUAUUUGUUUGUGGUAGUGGAAGAAAAGGGCAACUAGGAAUUGUACAUCAUGGCCAGCCACUUAAAGAAAGUUAUACUUUACAACACGUUCCAGGCUUGCCACCAAUUAAGAUGGUUGCAUGUGGUCAACACCAUACCAUAGCUUUGUCAGUGUGUGGGAAAAUUUUUGUAUGGGGAGACAACAAGUUUGGACAACUGGGAUUUGAUCCUUUACUACAUCACAAUUUUGCCUAUCCUAUACAGCUUGAUUGUUCUGGACGUGAAAGUCUUCCACAAGAAUGCUUACUUUCAUGUGGAUGGACACACACAGUCUUAAGAACAGAAGAGGGAAAGAUAGUUAACUGGGGAAGAAAUAAUUAUGGACAGCUGGGCUGUGCUGAGAAACAAAGACUUGAAAGCUGGAAGCCAACAUUUCUGAAUGAUGUUCCCAGUACAAAACAGAUUGCAGUUGGAUCUGAACAUAAUGUGGCUUUGUCUGAGAACAGUGAAGUGCUAUGCUGGGGCUGGAAUGAACAUGGCAGCUGUGCGACAGGAGCUGAUGUGGAUGUGAAGAGUCCCAAGAAAGUUGAAAAUGCACAGAAAGCUGUUUUAAUAGGGACAGGAGGUGCCCACAGCUUUGCUGUUGCUAGUCUGGACUGAUACUGAAAUUGGUGACUGAUUGUUUUUGUUAAUAAAAUUACUUUCAAUGGCAUUGCUCUGUGAAGGCACCAAGGAUACAUCCUGACAUUUGAGUAAAAUUCACGUCGACAGCAAAAUGGUUCAAAGUGAGACUUAAUGAGAGAAUGUCAAGUUUUUAUACUAAACCUCUUAACAAAAAUAAUAUAAGUCUACAAAAAUUUCUCUUAAAAGCCUUUUGUCAGAUCAUUCCAUAUAAACUAUUAGCUUUGAAGCAAAACGCCAACAAAAAUAAUGCAGUACAAAAUAACUUUCAUUUAUAUGGUAUGUGCUAUGGGAUUAAGACUAGCUUGAUAUAAUUUUUGUGUUUUAUUCUGGUCACAUGGAACUAUGUAUUGCCAUUAAAAAUUUAAGUUUUGUUGCUCACUCUUGGCUGUUUGACUUAUCGUAUAUGAUAUACAAGGGUAAGCCAAUCAUUUUUGUUUAUUUUUGUAGUACUGUGCUGGGUUAGUUUCGUUGUAGCUGCUGUGCUGGUAAUCAUGGCUGCUUUGCUGUCUAUUAGCACCAUAGAAGAGUAACAUUCAGUGAUCUGGUUUUUUGUGGUUAGAAGGCGUGGGGCCAAAAUUCAUCAAAAACUUUCGGUACAGUACGGAAACAGCGUUUUGCCACAACAGAGUGUGUACGAAUGGAAUGAAAAAUUCCAAAAUGGUCACACAAGUGUUAUGCAUGAUGAAGGAGCCAGAUGAUCAUUUACCGCCACAAAUGAAGAAACCAUUGAGUGUUCACGUGAAAUGAUUCUCUUAGACAGAGUGGCACAUUGUCUGCAAAUUAGUCAUGGUUCUGCCUAUGAAAUCAUCCACAACAGACUUCGAUUUCAUAAAGUUAGUGCAAGAUGGGUCCCAAAAAACUCAUACAGUUGCAUAAACAAAUGCACUUGGACAUCUGCAAAAAACAUUUGGAUUGCUGUGGUAACAAACGGGACAACUUCUUAGAAAGGGAUCACUACUGGUGACAAAACAUGGAUCCAACAUUAUGAGCCAGAGAGUAAACAGAAGAGUAUGGAAUGGAAACAUCCAAAUUCGCCAUGCAAGAAAAAGUUCAAGACCCAACCGUCCGCAGGAAAACUGCACUUAUGGUUUUUUGGGACACGCAAGGUCCAGUACUGGAACAUUAUGGGGAAAGGGGCACAACAAUAAACAGCGUACGUUACAGUGAGACGCUUACUGCCAGGCUAAAGCCUGCAAUUCGAAGCAAACUCGGAGGAUUGCUGUCAAAAGGGGUUGUGUUGUUGCUCAACAAAGCAUACUGCUGCCCACACUGCUGAAACGCUCCAGAAACUCAAAUUUGAAGUACUGGAUCAUCCUCCAUAUAGUCCCGAUCUUGCCCCAGCUGACUAUCACUGUCUGGUCCAUUCAAACGUGCAUUAAGGGGCUGUCGAUUUGCCUCGGAUCAAGCAGUGAAAGAAGUGGUGCAGUCCUGGCUCGCAACUCAACCGAGAACCUUCUUUUAUGAGGGCAUCAGGAAGCUUGUACAGUGAUGGACCAAGUGCUUUGAAAUGCAAGGAGACUAUGACGAAAAAUGAUGUUCUUGUAAGUUUCCUAUUUGAUUACAAAAAAAUUUUAUAACUACUUUGCGGAUAAUAUUUGACUUACCCUCGUAUUUCAUUCAACAGGGUCACUAACUAUAUCACCAUUUCUUAUGAAUGAAUAUGAGUAGUACAUUACCAAACAGAAUGCAACUGCAGUCUAAUGUUUAGUGUGUCGACCUACUUAUGUGGAGUUUCCAGGUUAGAUUCUAUGUGACCACAUAUUUUUCUGCAGUAAAAUGAUCCUGAAACAGAUCCCCCAUUCUCACCAGGCUAACUGAGGACCUGCUUUAGUAAAGAAGUUGGGAACUAACAUGCAGCUACUGAAGUGGCAUCAACUCAAAAAAUUCGUGCCAGAUUGAGACAUAUGUGACUCCCACCCCCCUUUUUUUUACUGUCCUCACCCCAUUGCUUUUCUUCUAUUUGGAGCAUGUUUCUCUGACUUUACAAUCAUCUGGUCAUUGUACAAAUGGAGGACAUUACCUUUUCACAGAGAUGAUGGAGGAUCCCUAAUGCAUUUUCUUCAUUUUCAUACAAUUUAAGAAAUGAAAUAAUCUGCACUACAUCACAGCAAAGUCCCUUGAAGGUUUGCAAGGUAUCCACUAGACUAUGCAAUUCAGUUCCGUUGAUGGGCACUGAUAAAUAACUGGACAGUUCUCUUUGAAGGAUAUUUUUUUGGAGAUAAACACUCUUCAGAUCAUCACUGUGUGGCUCAUCCAGCCUGUUCCAGUAACCGUAUAACAUUCCAGGUGGCUCAGUAAUAUUUUUAAGUUUAAGCUUUUAAAGAAACUGUAGGUUUAUUAGAAUUACAUUCAACUUAUUUUACGCAGUCAUUGGUGCUUGGUUGUUGUUCAUCAUUUUUAGGAUUUGGAUGUGAACUGCACUCAAUUUGUCACACCGAUUACUCUGACACUUGCAAUACAGCCCAGGUCCUCUGAAAGCUCAAAGGCAUGAACGUAGGUUUCAAAUUAUCAGUUUGAGUCAGUGUUAGAGGGCAAGGGGAAAAAGCAAAAUACAGGGAAAAAGUGUCUGGUGAUAUUAUUAGUGACAGGUGAGAGAGGAAUGUGAGAAUGGAACUUAAUGUGACCCCAAAAAAUGAAGCAAAGAAUAUUUUCUGCAGUAUAAAGACUGUCUAAAACGGGGAAACAAUGGUGGUGGAGGUGGCUAGCAGAGGAAUGAAUAAAGAUACAGAACUUCACAAUCAUUAUGAGAUGGAAGUAGCUGGAAGUGUGUGUUGUAGAAUAUCAAUGACAGAUAGAGGUGGGAUAUCUGAAUACUUUGAGUGAUGAAAGAAGAGUACAUGUAAAAUGUGGCACAGGACUGAUUUUUACCACACUGUGUUGUUUGUUCUCUGUACUUAUUCUGUCUUUGUGUACUAAUCAAAUUGUUCUCUGGUGGUUAAACUGCUGUUAAACUAAAGCACCUAAAAGUACCUGUUGGUUUGCUAAUUCCCACUCUUACACUUACGCAGUACCACCUUAUGUGAGACACUGGUGUGCCCUAUCUGUCAGGAGGCAAGUCAACAACUGAAGAAAAUUAAGCAUUCUAUAUGCCAAAACUAAACAUGGUAUCCUUGUACACAGGGAAUCUGAGUUCUGAAAUAGCUAGUUCUACAGAGAAGGUCUGUCACAAGUCACAGACUUUCAACAUAUUUACUUCAAUUCUUAGGCUUCUUCUUACACCAUGAUGGUGAUAAGCGUAUGUAAGACUUCUUGUUUGUUGCUACAGUCUGUGUUUGUGAGUAAAGCAUUAAUUUUUUUCCCCUGACACCUAGCAAGUGCACUCAUAGAUAAACGUCAACAAGCAAACAUGUUUUUGAUGUAUGGAGAAGCUUUUCUUUGGAAAAGGCUAGUGCAAGUAAUGGUAUGAAUCGGGCAUGCAAAACUGCUAUCUGUAACUUCAACUUAAUGGUACACAUUGUUUUGUCACCUCACUUUGUCAUAUAAUUCUAAUGAAUUCUCCACUGUUUUUGUAAAUUGAAGAUCAAUUGUGAGCACUUGAUCUACAAAUAAUCGAUUGUUUCACAAGGAAAGGCCUUUGUUCAUCAUAAACUAAAUUUUCGCAUAGUGAAAGUUAGUUCUGAUGUAAUAUAACAGACAAUUUUGGCUGCUUCAUAAAACUGCCUGAAGUGGUCCAAUUCUUUCCAAAUCACUCUUUAUACUGAUGUUUAUUUUAUCAUAUUUCUUUGUGUGACUUUUCAUAUUUGGGCUUCCUUUUCAAAAUUACCCCCAAUGUUACUGACAUUUAUUGGAAAUUAGAAUAUUCUUUGUAUCUGCAGGCUUUUUGGGUUAUAAUUUCCAUUAACUACUUCAGCAAAGUCUGAUAUGAGAGCACUCUCAAUUUACUUUUUGAUACUUACUGUGAACAGCAUUCUGAAGCAACUGAAGUAUUGAUGUACAAGGUCCAAAUACCAAGAUACAGAUAAUUUACCCUCCUAUUACUAUGUCAAACCUGUUCAGUCAAUAACUACAAACAUAAUUUACAUGUGAACCCAAAUGGCAAUCUGGAGGAUUCCCAAAUUCUAUUUUGAUCCAGUGAAUUAUACUGAAAAGUAGCAUUAGAGUCAUCAUAAGAUACUUCAUAGUUAUGACUUAGGGCUCGGUUGGUCUCAUGAUGCCACAAGCCAGCAUAAUGUAAGAAUUCACUUCAGAUGAAGGUUCUGUAGAGUUUUCAGUCAGUGAGCCCAGUUAGCAGAGUGAUGGGAGUGACAGUGCAGACAAUUCAAUUCUAGUAAAUAAUGUGGUAGCAAUACUGACAACGCCAUACUGAUGUGAAGCAGUAUAUUUUUAUUUUAUGCUGAAUAACAAUAAACAAUAAUCAUUCGCAGUUUUUGUUUGCUAUUUAUACUUUUUAAUUUUCCUCAAACAUUAUGCGACACCUAAAGUUGCAACCUUUAUCAAAUAAAUAACUACAAGAGAAGUGUGACAAUUUAGAAUCUAUAUCUUGAUUGUGUGUGUAUUUUUUGCAUUGCUGUGGACAUUGUUAUUUUUUAUUCUGUCGACUGUAUAAUACAAUAGUGCAUGUAACUUUUAACAUGUUAAUGUGUACAAUAAAUCUUACAGUUCCAAUCA